ACCUGAUGAAGAUGAAGAAACGUCAACGGUGGCAAAGAAUUACAAUUAGCUCCUGAAAGGAUAUCUGAUAUUAUUAACGUUUUGUUUUUACUUAUAAGCUGUAUGACCUUCACCUUUUAGUGUCACAACGGAUGAGGGUACUAAAUUAAUUCAGAUAUGUUGGACGAAUGUCAACCACUAGUGUUCAUACGAGGUAAGACAAAAGUUGUGAAAAUAUGUUGGUAAGAUCAAGAAAUUUGGCAGCAUGUUUGUACAUACUUGAAGAAAAAACUUUUAACGCUAAAAUCUGUUAGGUUUUCAAACAUUGGUACCUUUGGAUUUACACACCGAGAAUUGAUGCUAACGAAUGGGGUCUAUAUUAAUGUUCAGAAACCAGUAUUUGUACUUUCAGAGAAAAUUUGUCAAUCACAUGAAAUCAUACAGAGAAGACACAUCAUUGAAGGAUCGAUUCCACUAAUCCUAUUGAAUUAUAGUGAGUUGAGCGCAGAAAUUUCACUACCUAGAGAACAAAUUGAAGAAUGUAUACAAAACGUGUAUACCAUGUUAAAUCAAUGCCUACAUCAUGAUAAAUUUGUGGAAAUUGUAUUUAACGAUAUUGGAAAAUUACGUAUAAACAAAAGAAAGGCGAAAUUUUGCUUCUUUAAUAAUUUUUUAAUUGAGCUUGAUAGUAGUGGGAAAUUAGCACAAACAUACUGCAAUCGACCAGAAUCUUCAGACUGUAUGACAACUGACCGAUCUGGACUGAGUAAUAGAAGCUACAAGUCCAUAAAAUCUCUGCAACAGUUAGCUACCAUUGAUGAAAACGAAACAACUCCCUCUUGUACGCCUAUUCUGAAUGAAAACAGACAGCUGUCAAGAAGACAAGGUAGUCAAAUGAGUUCUGAAAGUAAAUCUUCCAAGAGAGAUGUUCAUGAACACUUUCAGGAUGACAAUGAUUCCUUGGCAUCUUGUAUUCAUACCAGUCGAAUAUACAAAAAUAAUCAAGUUGCUCAAAUCCAUGAUAUUGUGGAAUCUGGUACUCAAUGUAAUUCUGAUACAGAAGAGUCAAUUUCAGAGAAGAGAUUGAAUCUUAAGCCUCAGAUGUCAGAUCCACCUGCAGAAGUAACAUCUGUCCGUGAGAUAUUUUCAAACAAUUUCAUUAGACCAGAAUUACCUAAACUUGACAUAUCUGAUACUGAACACUGUACAAAAGAAAAUUCGAAAUCUGUUAGUCACUGUUCUACGCCAAAGAUUUCUUCUAAAAUGUCAAGUUAUUCAAGAUCUUCACUAUCUAGCGUGCGCUCCAUGAAAAGUAGUAAUAUUGAAGAAUUAGAGAGAAGAAUACCGAAAAUUGAUGAAAAUUGCAAUCAUGCAUUAAAUACAAACAAUGGACUGUGUUAUUUAUGUCAUCAAAGACGUAUACGAAAUAUUCCAGUUGAUAUGAAAGAUGAAAUAAGACAGAGAGAACAAGCUGAAGAAGAGCUCUUACGUAUGUACCAAGCAAUGCGAGCGGAUAAUGAAGUUAAAAAAGAACAGGAAAAUCUACUCAACAGACGUAGUGAAUUGUGCAAACAAGCUGCUUAUAAUAUGGGUAUUGCCUGUGCCAAACAGUUGAAAAAGUCGUAUGUUGAUCCAACAAACUAUGAAACAUUUAUUCUGAACAAAAGACCUUCAACACCACUACGUCAGAUUAAACAGAAUGAAUUAAAAAUUGCCGGUGUGUUCAGUCAGUGGUUCGUCCUACAAUGGAAAACACGUCUACCAAGUGUUAGCUUUUAUAAGUGAACUUGAUCAUCAAGUUGAAAAGCACUUAUCUGAUGUAAAUCGUUUGAAGGAAAAGGAGCUUUAUUUAGACAAAUUGGAACACAGUAAGCUAACAGAAGAAUUAAAGAAUCAUAAGAAGCAAAUGUAUCAGAAUAAAUUAUUGAAUCAGUCAGCAUAUAAGGAAGCUUUAGAUUUUCAGGUGAAAUGUAAGCCUGAACAUAUACCCAAAUCGGUGAAUAACUCCCUGGGAAUGAUGUUUAAAAUGUUUGAGGAAAAUGAUAAGAAAUUAGUUGAGCGUAGUCAUAUUGCAAAAUCGAUUCAAAAACACCAGUUGAAGUCUAUCGAAGAGUCGAAAAACCAAAUGAAAAAUGAACAGCUUUAUGAAAAGGAACAAGAAGAAAAAGUAUUAAAGCGUGUACAUGAUGACUUGGUUACAGAAAAAUUGCAACAGAGACAAGAACAAAAGGCUAUGCGUCAAUACUUAGAAAAUGAAUGGUUGAAGGCUGCUCAACUGAAACAUGACAAGGAAUUACAUGAGAAACUCAGAGAUCAAAGUUAUCAAGGGCUUUUGUUGUUAGAGCAAACAGACAAGUAUAAAAGAUGCAAUCAAUGUAGGCGUCGGUUGGAUAAUAUUGGCCAGUCGAAUAUGACAACAGACACGUAUAUUCGGGGAAAACAUUUUAUUGUUUAGUGCAGUUAUAUAUACAUAUAUAAUAGUAGAAGAACACCACAGCUAAUUUACACCAUUUUCAAUGCAUUCUUUAAUAGGUAAUGUGAUUACUUGAUAACUUUUUUGAAACACUGAAGUACUCAUUUUGAGAUAUCUGAAUCUUUCAUAUACUUACGAGUGCUUUUUCACUAAUAACAGUGUGCUUAGCAAAUGAAUUCUGUGAAUACACUCACUUUGUCUAUAUUAUUCUGUUCAAGUUCUUUAUCAAUAAGGAUAAAUAUAUAAUGAUAACUUGGA
Trichobilharzia regenti is the source of this 2710-nucleotide messenger RNA. The record is from the annotation of a GenBank genome assembly. Lineage: Eukaryota; Metazoa; Platyhelminthes; Trematoda; Strigeidida; Schistosomatidae.